UGAGAUGCCAGAUAAAACACCAGAGGGUAAAGAAAUGUUACCCAGGAAUGAAGAUGGCUACCACUUGCCUCUUGAUGAGUUGCCUCCUGUAAUGGUGGGCACGACCUCCAAGGCACCAGGAGCAGACCUGCACAGAGAAAACAGACAGCUCCGCUACCGUGGAAUCCAGACCAUGGAAUUGUCAGACAGUGACCGUCCAGUCAGCUUUAGCUCCACAUCGUCUUCUGCGUCUUCCAGGGAUAGUCACUGUUCCUUUGGCAGCAGGACCACCUUAGUCUCGAACAGUCAUCUGGGUUUAUUCAACCAGGAUAAAGAAUCAGGGGCUAUAAAUCUAGAGCUGAGUCCAGCCCAUCGAUUUUCCAACAAGGAACUACGAAAAAAUAACCCUGUAGAGCAACAGACCUCUGAGGAAAGUCUGGCAAGAAGGCCCAAUAUGCCAUGGAAGGUGGAAUCAAAGGAAACCAGUAAAAACUGUGUCAUGUCCCUGAUUAGUGAGCCCACAAGUCCAAAACUCCUUUAUGUGGACAGAGUGGUCCAAGAAAUCCUGGACACAGAGAGGACAUACGUCCAGGAUUUAAAAAGCAUUGUGAAGGAUUACCUCGAUUGUAUCACUGACCAAUCCAAACUCUCCUUGGGUCCUGAGGAACGAUCAGCUUUGUUUGGAAACAUAAAAGAUAUCUAUAAUUUCAAUAGUGAACUUUUGCAAGACUUGGAAAACUGUGAAAAUGACCCUGUGGCUAUAGCAGAAUGUUUUGUUUCUAAGAGUGAAGAUUUUCACAUAUAUACUCAGUAUUGCACCAAUUACCCAAGGUCGGUGGCUGUACUAACAGAAUGCAUGAGGAACAAAUCUCUAGCGAAGUUUUUCAGAGAGCAACAAGAAGCUUUACAACAUUCUUUACCUUUGGGAUCCUAUCUUUUAAAACCCGUCCAGCGAAUACUCAAAUAUCACCUACUUUUGCAUGAGAUAGAAAACCACCUUGACAAGGACACUGAAGGUUAUGAUGUGGUACUCGAUGCCAUAGAUACAAUGCAGAGAGUGGCAUGGCAUAUUAAUGACAUGAAGAGGAAACAUGAACAUGCUAUCAGGCUGCAGGAGAUACAAAGCUUACUCACUAACUGGAAAGGACCGGAUCUUGCAAGCUAUGGGGAGCUGGUUUUAGAAGGAACAUUCCGCAUCCAGAAAGCGAAAAAUGAGCGGACUUUGUUCCUCUUUGAAAAACUGCUGCUUAUUACGAAGAAGAGGGAAGAGACAUUUACCUACAAAGCUCAUAUCUUGUGUGGUAAUCUCAUGUUGGUAGAAGUGAUACCAAAGGAACCUCUUAGCUUCAGUGUCUUCCACUACAAAAAUCCCAAGAUGCAGCAUACUGUUCAGGCUAAAUCACAGCAAGAUAAACGCCUUUGGAUUCUUCACUUGAAGAGAUUGAUUCUAGAAAACCACCCUGCCAAAAUUCCAGCUAAGGCCAAGCAAGCAAUUCUCGAGAUGGAUGCUACCUAUCACCCAGGAUUCCAUUAUAGCCCAGAAGGAGAGACAAAAGUAUUGAGUAAUUCUAAAGAAGGAAUUGCCCCACAAAGGGUGAGAAGGAAAUCAGAACCUUCAUCCAGAACUCAUAAAAUCAUAAAGCCAGAUGAAAUGGGUCGAGACAGACAAAUGCGGAUCAGUAUUGAAGGAGCCCUGCUGUCUCAGGCUGAAGCUCUUCUCAGUCCCAGGAAAAGGCUUUCAUUGACUCACAAAGGACUCGAUGCUGGUGAAGCUGUCUACAGUAGUAACCGAGAAGAUAAUAUUCUUAUAGGUGUUACAGAUCAGACAGAUGCUGAUGAUGAGGAAGAAACUGAACAGAGCACACAACAAAAUUCACAACAGAAAUCAAAAGGAGGCCGCAAAAGGCUAAAUAGUCAAGUUGCUGAAAAUGUUGAAAAAAGAAGAAGCGUUAAUCUCGGCAAAUGUGAAAUUCAGAACUCCAAAGAUUCUGCAGUUGAAGACUCUUCCCAAGUGAACACCAGCCUUCCAUUUUCCAGCAGUGGAAGCAGUCACACAUCUAGACAGUUCAUACCACAAAACAGCUCAUUUAUGAUGAAUAUCUUGGGGAGAACAUCUGGACAGACUGUGAGAAACAUCUGGACAGACCAUCAGAUCCGGCAAGCCUUGUUCCCAACCAGACGCACCACUCAAGAAGCUGUAGAGGAUGAAGACGAUUAUCAGAUGUUUGUACCAUCUGUAUCUUCAUCGAACUUAGCUUCAGUUGCAUGUGAAGAGAGGGUCCCUUCAAGUCGUCCUUGCAGUUGGCAUGUAGGACUAGCUCAUCAAAGUGAAACUUCCAGCUCUAACUCCCACAAAAUUGUGAGGCGGGCCAGCAGUGCUGGUGAAAGGAAAACCUCUCCAUGUGGUCCGAGAUACAGAAAAAAUGACCUCAGUCAAAAUAUUUCUUGGAAUGAAAUAAAGCAUUCUAGGUCUGACAUGGACAAUCUGCAGGCUUACCCAGAAUCUUCAGAAGAACUGACCAUUGAUGAAGUAGAUCAUGUCUAUGACAAUAUAAGUUUUGAAGAUCUGAAACUAAUGGGUCUGGUUCGGCGGGAAGAAUCUGAUCAUACUCCCCAAGGAUCAGCAAGAGACUCACUCUAUGAGACCCAAGACCAAGACGUUGCCUUCAAGAAAAGACCAGUCUCUCAGGGCAAGACCACCAUUCCUCCUAACAGAAAUGAAGCUGUGCCCAGGAGAAGCUCCCCAGCUGUAAGCUCUCAUGAUCUAAGAAUAAGUGAGGAGAACAUCUAUGAUUCCAUAAUGCUCCCAGAACAAUCAUUGCUGAAUUUCAAAUGUGAUCAUCUUAAGUGUUCUAAAAAGAGAAGUUUUCUGGGCCUAGAAACAGAUUUUGCAUGUUGUGACCAUCUUCGACAGUUUGUUUCUGAAGAGAGUCUCCAGUUCAGUGAGGAUGAAAGCCCAUAUCAUUAUGUUCCAUUAGAUCAUGACUAUCUGAGCUUACUGGACAGCUCCUCCAAUUCUGACUCUCUCUCACACAAAUCUGCUGCAGAUAAGUUAUCAGAGGAAGUAGAUGAAAUCUGGAAUGACCUGGAGAACUACAUCAAGAAGAAUGAAGAAAAGACACGUGACCAUGUUCUUGCAGCUUUUCCUGUCUCUAAAGAUGACAUAGAUAAUAUGCAUACCGGAACUACUUGUGAAUUGAGUAAGGAUGUAGAACAUUCAUUGUCUUCUCUCUCACUACCAGAAACACCUGUUUUCCCCAAAACUCUGCCCAACAAAGUAGCCAGAUUAAGUGAAGCCAACCUUCCGUCUGAAGAGCCAGCGUCAUGUAAAGCAAAUUCACUAUUAAGUCUCAACCGAUCUUCCUUCUCCAAUGAGAUAGCUUUUGUAAAUGGCCUCUAUGAAUCUGCCAAUCGCUUUCUAUGCAGUACAAAUGCAGAGUGUGCUGAUAAUGAAGUGGAUGCUGUAGAUAAAACAAAAAAACGGGUCUUCAUGAUGGCAAGACAGUACAGUCAAAAAAUUAAAAAAGCAAAUCAGCUUUUGAAAAUAAAGAGCCCAGAGCAAGAACAACUUUUGAGCAGGCAACAAAAACUGAGGCACAAGGACUUGGCAGCCAUUUUGGAAGAGAAGAAACAAGGUGGUCCUGCCAUCGGUGCCAGAAUUGCUGAAUAUUCUCAGCUCUAUGAUCAGAUUAUAUUUAGGGAAAGCUCAAUCAAGACACACAAAGCCACUUCAAAAGAAGCAUCAAAUGUAAGAUAUUCCUCACCAGUAUCAACAUCUCAGUUAGCUGCUGAGUGCCUGAGAGCAGAAGAUUGGUUUUUGCACUCAACGUAUAGCAAUGGAGAACUCUCUGAUUUCUCUGCCUGGCCAGAAGGUACACCAUCCCUGAAGUCCAAAAGCUCUCAUUCAGAGAUGAGUGCAAAACAGAGCACAAGACAGUUGCCUACGGCCUGCUCAGUGCCUUCCCUUCAGACUCCCCCCCACCUACUUGUUCCUGCACAAAGAUGGAGCGCUAUUAUAAGUCAGCCCAACAAAGAGAACUUGCACUACAACCACGUUUAUAACUCUUUAGGGAGAAAAGAAAGCAAUGAAAAGGCACAAACAUACAGCCGAUCGCAAUCUUCAUCCUCAAUUGGAGUUAACACAUCUGGAGAACCAAGUAAUUAUCCACAUGGAAAGGACAAGAAGCCGUUGCAUUCAAGUAGGAACUUUAUCUGUGACCAGUAUCAAGAAUCAGUGCCCGCUGUCUCUCCAGGACUUCCAAAGUGUAAUGACACUAAACAGAUGCCCGAGAGCUGCUCAGAAAUGAUUCUGCAAGACUCUCAAAAAAUCCUUAGAGUUAACAGAAACUUGCUGUCAAAUGCACAAAUAGCCACCCAGAACUAUUUUUCAAAUUUCAAAGAUACUGAAGGAGACGGGGAUGAUGAUGAUGAUUAUGUUGAAAUCAAAUCUGAAGAUGAGGGGUCUGAUUUGGAGGCUUCCCACAACCAAACAAAGCUCUUAGACCCAAAGAUAAGUGCCCACUCUACCCCUUCAGAAGCUCAUGGUGACAAAAAUAUGACCAUGGCUUCUGCCAAACCAGCAGACUCUUACCUGACCACAAGCAGUGAUUCAGAUAAACUGAAUGACUAUCUGUGGAGAGUUCCAUCUCCAAAUCAGCAGAACAUUGUCCAGUCAUUACGGGAAAAAUUUCAGUGUCUUAGUUCAAGUAGUUUUGCUUGAUAUUUUCUGAAACUUCUAAUUAUGCUGUCUUCAUGUUGGUAUAGAGAAUAGCCAGUACUGGCAGCACAUAAUGCAGUAGAGUAGGUUCCCCCCCCUACUUUCGAAUAUACAAGCCCCAUUUGCUGAGGCAGUUUAAGUGCCCAGGUUACUGCCAAGUAACUGAUGGAUGAUAUGUUACAGAGAGUAUUCUGGAUCGCUCUUGCUUGCAUCCAUUUUUACCAUUUCCCCCCUCUACUGAAAUCUUAGCAAGGAAUGUGGGUGAGAGCAAA
Molecule: messenger RNA, 4968 nt
Organism: Gekko japonicus
Lineage: Eukaryota; Metazoa; Chordata; Lepidosauria; Squamata; Gekkonidae
Gene: PLEKHG1
Product: pleckstrin homology and RhoGEF domain containing G1
Exons: 18
Coding region: 5-4699 (1564 amino acids)
Molecular function (GO): guanyl-nucleotide exchange factor activity
Source: RefSeq, a predicted model, not a curated record